Anopheles maculipalpis is the source of this 1049-nucleotide messenger RNA. RefSeq names its product transmembrane protein 183 (gene fsd). Gene Ontology annotation, molecular function: protein binding. NCBI's taxonomy places the organism in Eukaryota, Metazoa, Arthropoda, Insecta, Diptera, Culicidae. Gene Ontology annotation, biological process: regulation of protein stability. The record is from RefSeq and is a predicted model, not a curated record. The transcript is spliced from 3 exons. Gene Ontology annotation, cellular component: SCF ubiquitin ligase complex. The coding region runs from base 30 to 1049 and encodes 339 amino acids.
ACCCUUUGUGGAACAUCCGUUCAAGUUUCAUGGCAUUAAGCGUUAAAGUGAAACCAACCAAGAGUCGAUCCACGUUCGGGAGAGACCCUACCAUAUACGACUAUGCAAACAAUUCCAAAAGUUCAAACCGACCGUCGAAAAUUAGUUCCAAAAUCACGCUAGCCGAAAUCGAGUUAGAAACGGAACCGCUAGGUGAUGAUCCCGAACAAAACGAUGGAAGGUCGGGAAAGAGCUGCCUGGCAGUGCAAGAUUCUACACCGCCAGUAGUCACGUACAAUGACUAUCAUAUCGACCUGUGGUUCCUUGUGUCGGAAUUUAUUCGCCCGGAAGAUGUUUGUCGCUUUGCACUUAUUUGUCGCAAAACGGCAGAGGUUGUGCAGAGCGGUCGGUUCUGGACGCAGCUGUAUAGAUCGUAUUAUGACCGUUCGAUCGAAAUGCCGGCACGCUUUCAACCGGCUAGUAUGGUACGGCUACGUGGUUUACGAUCGGCCGUCAUACGAUCUUUGUACUAUCUGUAUCCUCCCUUUGUGGAGCGCUUAACGAUGGUAUCGAGCCGCCAUCAGUAUCGAGUGAUCGGACGGCAGCUACUUACUUCCUGGCACAAGCGUACAAAAAACUGCUGGACGUACUGUUUCCGUCUAAAAACAUCCUUUAAGCCUGGCAGUCGACCGGCACAAUCGGCACAACUACAGCGCGAGAAAAGUUCUCUCGCAUUCAUGCAGGACAUCUACAUGAACCCGGAAGAGGGAUGCCAGAUACUGAUGAUUACGACCGAUUUUCUUAAAGUAAUACCACUGUACAACGAGACGUUAUUUGUAAAGAACGUUGUUCAAACACUUUCCCAGAGCAUGAUGCGGUACAAGAUUAGUAUCGAGCUGGCCAACUACUGCGGAAAGCGAGUAGACGAGCUUGUGUUUGAUCCCGUGCGCAACGUGACCGUCCUGGACUGGUGGAAACCGGAUUAUUACACCGAAAUUGGUAGUCCUCUCGAAGAAGAAUCGUCCGCGGCCGAAACCGAAUGGACCGACGAUUCGGACUGGGACAAUUAG